This is a messenger RNA of Phaeoacremonium minimum UCRPA7, 1809 nucleotides long. RefSeq names its product putative fggy-family pentulose kinase protein. The transcript is spliced from 4 exons. The record is from RefSeq and is a predicted model, not a curated record. Bases 1 to 1809 code for a protein of 602 amino acids. Gene Ontology annotation, molecular function: kinase activity; phosphotransferase activity, alcohol group as acceptor. Gene Ontology annotation, biological process: carbohydrate metabolic process. NCBI's taxonomy places the organism in Eukaryota, Fungi, Ascomycota, Sordariomycetes, Togniniales, Togniniaceae.
AUGGAGCCAUCACUGACAGAAGCCGUGGCGAACAGCCAAAACCAGGACCACUUCAUCGGAAUCGAUGUCGGUACCGGCUCCGCGCGAGCCUGUAUUAUGGACUCGACCGGCGACAUCAAGGCAUUGGCUUCUGAAAACAUCAAGCUAUGGCAGCCUGUCGGAGGCGGGGAGGGCUCUCACUAUGAGCAAUCCACCACAGAUAUCUGGAAUUGCAUCUGCAUUUGCGUGAGGAAGGUCGUGGCAGACUCUCUCGUGGACCCAACCCUUAUCAAGGGCAUUGGGUUCGACGCCACUUGCUCUCUGGCGGUGUUUGCCCAUGAUACCGACGAGCCGAUCACCGUCACCGGCCCCGAUUUCAAGAAUGAAGGCGACGACCGCAACGUUAUCCUCUGGCUAGACCAUCGGCCGUUAGAGGAGACGGAGAAGAUCAACGCAACCGGCCACAACCUCCUGCGAUAUGUCGGCGGGAAGAUGAGCGUCGAGAUGGAGAUCCCCAAGGUCCUGUGGCUGAAGAACCACAUGCCUCCAGAGCUUUUCGAUCGCUGCAAGUUCUACGACUUGGCAGAUGCUCUAACACACCUGGCAACCGCCAAGGAGACGCGAAGCUUCUGCAGCGCAGUUUGCAAGCAAGGCUAUGUGCCCGUUGGUGUAGAUGGCAGCGUAAAAGGCUGGCAAGAAGACUUCUAUGAGCAGAUUGGUUUGGGGGAUCUGGCUAAAGACAACUUUAAACGUGUCGGAGGCGUCAAUGGGGUGAACGGGGAAUAUUUGAGUGCGGGAGAACUAGUAGGUCAGUUGUCCGAGAAAGCGGCUGAACAGCUAGGACUGCCUCAGGGUAUUGCUGUCGGUAGCGGUGUCAUCGAUGCCUACGCCGGAUGGAUUGGAACUGUGGGUGCUAAGGUCAAGCUCACUCCCGACCAUCUCGAUGAUUCGGUCCCCAAGAACGAUGUUUCUCAGGCCUGUACACGACUUGCUGCCGUAGCAGGUACCUCGACGUGCCACCUUGCCAUGUCAAAGGAGCCAGUGUUUGUAAAAGGUGUUUGGGGGCCAUACCGAGAUGUCCUCCUCCCGGGUAACUGGAUGGCUGAGGGAGGUCAGUCCGCCACUGGCGAGCUGCUACGCCAUAUGCUGGAGACACAUGCGGCGUAUGCUGAGACCUUCGCACUGGCUCAGGCCUUGGGAAAGAACAUUUAUGACUUCUUGAACAGUUACUUGAGGGAUAUGAAGAAGGCUGCGGGUGCGCCGUCGAUCAGCUACCUGGUGCGCCACUUCUUCUUCUAUGGAGACCUAUGGGGAAACCGCUCGCCUGUUGCGGACCCAAAUAUGAGGGGAGCUAUCAUUGGUAUGAGCAAUGAUAAGUCGACCGACAGCUUGGCCCUGCUAUACCUAGCCACGAUGGAGUUCAUCGCACUACAGACGAGACAGAUCGUCGACACAAUGAACGACGCGGGACACACGAUCCUCAGUAUUUUCAUGUCUGGAAGUCAGUGUCAAAACGACAUUCUGAUGGACCUGAUGUCCACUGCCUGCGGUAUGCCGGUACUCAUCCCGCGGUACGUCAACGCUGCUGUCGUUCACGGAGCUGCCAUGCUAGGAGCGAAGGCCGCAAGCACCCAAGAAGAUGGGACCAGCGAAGACCUUUGGGAUAUCAUGGAUCGGAUGAGCAAGCCAGGCAAAAUCAUCAGGCCAAACGAGGAUAUAGGCGAAAAGAAGCUGCUAGAUGCCAAGUACGAGGUGUUCUUAGAGCAGUGCCGCACGCAACAGGAAUACCGCAAAAAGGUCGAUGUUGCCAUCGAGGGCUGGGCAAAAUGA